Molecule: messenger RNA, 2083 nt
Organism: Ectocarpus siliculosus
Lineage: Eukaryota; Phaeophyceae; Ectocarpales; Ectocarpaceae
Source: the annotation of a GenBank genome assembly
CCUCCUUCGCACUUUGCACACACCACAAGCACCGGGUGUGCAAUUAUACUCUCGCAUCAUGUUCCGUUCAGCUACAGUGUUAUCUCGUCGUUGGGCUGCCCAGGGCGUUGUGACCUGUUCGCGCUCAUUCAGCGUCAAGAAGAAAAAGACUAUCCAGGACCUUGCGAAGGAGGUGUCUCUCCGCGGAAAGCCUGUCUUGGUCCGAGCGGAUCUCAACCUACCUCGGAGUAAGGAGGAUGGAAGCAUCACCGAUGAUACGAGAGCACGCGCGGUGGUCCCGACGGUGAAGUUUCUUCUCAAGGAAGGAGCCAAGGUGGUCCUGUGCACUCACGCCGGUCGACCGAAGGGCGAAGUGGUCGAGUCUAUGAGGAUCGGCAACAUCGGAGGGUGCCUUGGAGAACUGCUGGACGAACCGGUCGCGUGCCCCACUGACUGCAUUGGUGACAAAGUCGAGGAGCAGGCAUCGAAGGCGGAAUGCGUUGUGUUGCUGGAGAACGUCCGCUUCCACAAGGGGGAGACGAAAAAUGACCCUGAUUUUGCUGAAAAGUUGGCCGCUCACGCAAAAAUCUUCGUGAACGAUGCUUUCGGAGCUGCUCAUCGUUCUCAUGCCUCGACGGUCGGUGUGACCAAGUACAUGGACCACAGCGUGGCAGGGUUCCUGAUGGAGAAGGAACUGGACUACCUCAAGGGCGCCAUGGACAGCCCCUCCCGGCCGUUCCUCGCCAUGAUCGGCGGCGCCAAGGUCUCCACGAAGAUUCCCGUCCUGGAGUCGUUGCUGGACAAAUGCGACAGCAUUUUGCUUGGCGGCGGCAUGAUCUUCACCUUUUAUCGCGCUCUUGGAAUGUCGACUGGUGCUUCCUUGGUCGAGGAAGAUUUCGUCGACAUGGCGCGAGACUUGAUGAAGAAGGCGGAGGCGAAGGGGGUGAAGUUCUUGCUACCCAAAGACGUGGUCGUUGCUGACAAGUUUGCGAGCGAUGCAGCCUCGCAGCUGGUUGACGCGAAGGACAUCCCUGACGGUUGGAUGGGCCUUGACAUCGGCACGUCGGCUGUGGAUGAGUUCAAACAGGAGAUUUCGCAAGCGAACACGAUCGUCUGGAACGGACCUCUCGGAGUUUUCGAGUGGGAUGCGUUUGCGAAUGGCACCAACGAGCUUGCCAAGGCGUUGGCCACCCGCACCGCUGAAGGCGGUAUCACCAUAGUUGGGGGUGGUGACUGUGUUGCUGCAGUCGAGAAAGCUGGCGUUGCGAGCCAGAUCAGCCAUAUUUCGACUGGCGGAGGCGCUAGCUUGGAGCUUCUUGAGGGCAAGGAAUUGCCGGGUAUUGCGGCUUUGGACGAUGCGUAAACUACCCGGAGGUAGCCAUGUUGAUCGAAUUGCCUCUCCUGCCGUACACGUUAGGCGAGAUGAACAACUACCUUACGGCGGGUGAUGAAGCCUUUUUUUGCUCCACGGAGCACACCACCGUCUGUGCGAGAUAGAUGGGUAUUCCAUGUAGCACUUCAGCCGAACACAACCAACUUCGGCGUCUGUCAUAUGUUUCCCAAAGAACAUGAAGCGAGGCGGAGUCGAAAAUAAUGUGUUCGUCAUACAGUCCAGUCUGCUUUCGAGUGUGGAAUAUGCCAUGCCGAGGGGUUUGGUCGGACGGGGGGUUGCGCUGAUGUAGACGACGACAAAAGCUCGAAAAUGAAGGACGUAAUCAUUUUCGUUUGUUCUCUUCUCUUUCAUGCAUAGAUUAAGUGUGAAUCCCCCGAAUUUUGAUGUAGGAUCUCCUACGUACUUUGUUUACUCAUAUUUGUUCAGACCUUUCGGAUGCUUGAACCCCGUCGGAGCCGCCGGAUUGCCUUGCAUCGAAGUCUUCUGUGUGAAUCUUUCGUGAUGUCGUUGAUGCUAGCUAUAAGAUCGAGUGGGAUGAAUACAUUUCGUUGCUCAUUAGAGGCCGCGAGUGGGAAGGGGUGAACAAUCCUUGGACACGAGGUGGAGGGUCGUUUUGCAAAAGGUUGAUUCAACACCCGCAACAUGAUUCAACAGCAGUAGUACGUAUAGUUUCUGGAUGUUGCGCCCUGCGGCCUGACAACAAGUCUUGAA